AUGGGCUCUCACUUUCUGUCUCUCUCGUUUGUCCUUAUAGGCAAUAAGUUCUCUCCUGCAUGUGCUGGGGCACUGCUAUCUUGUGUCUGGGUUUACGCCCUCAUCUUUGCAGUGGCCCCUCUGGCCAACUGGGGCAGCUAUGGGCCAGAGCCCUACGGGACAGCUUGCUGCAUCAAGUGGAAAGUGUCCACCAGAGAAACGAAGUUCUACAUUGGGGCCCUCUUUGUCUUCUGCUACAUCAUUCCUUGCCUCCUGAUCCUCAUCUCUUACUCCCUCAUCCUUUGGACUGUGAAAGUGUCCCGAAGAGCCGUCAGGCAACACAUGUCCCCAAGGACCAAAGCCAACAGCGUCCACACUCUGAUCGUUAAGGUAAGAGAACUAGAUUGGGAACAAAGGCAUAGAUGGGCGCAUUAUUGUUAUAACCAUCACCAUGUGUAAGUGUAACCUUCAGGUUUUUCCCUGAUGUCUUAAAACUCCCUUGUGCUGGGGUCGCCAGUGUGACGCCAGCCAGCACCUCCUGCAGUGGCUCUGAAUGGUCUCAGUAAAUACCAUGUCGAAAAUCCACAGGGCAUGAGAAACUGCUUUCUCUUUCCAAUCAGUGCCUGUUUCUUUUUCUCUCUUUUUUUGGGAAAUAAUUUUUAUUUGAUUUUACAAAUACAAAGUUAUAAAAAUCCAAACAUAUAUCCAUAUACAGAGAUUGCUCCGAAUCUCACAACUUACCCUCACCCCCUCCAUGGGGUCCCAUUUUGAACAUUUGCAAUUGCAUAUUCUUCCAUACACUAACUUUUAUAUCAAUCCAUACGGUCCGUGGUAUUUGUUACACUACAAGUGGAAUCAAAAUCCUGCCAACGUUUCCAUCUGCUUAAAGCGGUCUCCUAAAUAACUUCCAAGUUUUUCCCAUUCUUUUUUAAAGUUUUUGACCUCUUGGUUCCUGAGUUUUCCAGCCAGUUUUGCCAAGCUGAUGGACUACGCCGAAAUGGCAGCCAGUGCCUGUUUCAUACCCAUCAACAACUUGAGUGCCAAAACCAGGACACACAUCUUCCCGUCUGAGCUCCUGCAUGAGUCAUGUGACCUGUGCAAGAUCACAGAGCUGAGAAAGAUGUGCUUUUUCAGGGCCGUGCUCACAAAAAUGCACAUUUUGGGGAGCUCCAUGAGAUUGUGGCCCCCCAAAAACGCUUUUUCCCCAGGUGAAAUUGCACAAGAUUUUGGCACCCAAAAUGGCCGCCGUGCUCUCGUGUGAGAAAACAGAAUGUACCCCCCUUUUUUUGCAGGACACUUGGCGGGUUAUGCUGUUUGUGCUGGCUCAGGCUACAUUCACACCAAACAUUUCAAUUUAAAUUUUAAAUCUUAAUUAUACCAACUUCUUAUAUUCAUAAUGUUCUUUCAUGAUUCUUUAAUAGUUUUUAAUUAUCCCAGCAAAUCCUUUCCUUCUAUUAUAAAAUAAACUUUAAAAUUUAAAAUUUAGAUCUUGACUUUACCCACUUCUUAUAUUCAUAAUGUUCUUUCAUAAUUCUUUAUACAUUUUUGCUAAAGCCAGGUAAAUUCUUCCAACAUUUUCCUAUCAUUCAUUUUUCUCUCAUUCUAUCAUUCAUCAGCUUUAUAAAACAUUCUAUUAAUUAAAAAACAAAAAAAAACAAAAAAAGAGAAAGAAGCAUAUAAUCAAGUCCAAUCUUAAUCCAACGUCCCUUCCUCCUGGUUUCGGGAUUUGUCAGUCCUUAUUCAUCAAACUAACCCGGUGACCUUAUGUCCGAGGCCCUCAAGUCACUUCCAUGGCCCUUCCGCAGCUUUUCUUCAUAUUUGUGGCUGUAGUCACUUGCUCGUAGUAGCUCCAACUUAAUAGUGCUUUUAACCCUUCUCAUCAGAUCAGAUCCUUUUCCCUGUUCAUCGCUGCAUUCCAUGUAGUAUUUAAGAGCAUACUUCAAGGGCCCCCCAAAUUUGUGGACCCCCACAUUUCCAAACAUGUCGCAGCCUGUUACUGAAUUUAAAAAGUCCAAAUAUCCCAACAUAGGGGGGUCAAUCCAGCCCCCCAUUUCCAAACCACACCGAACUUUCCCUUCCCAUAUCUGAUUUUUCCCAAAUUCCAUUAUCAAGUCCGAAGGAUCAAGCUCCUGUUGAGACUGUUCUGUCAAGCCACACUCCUGAUUUAAUGCCACAAACCCCUGUUCUGUCAAAACACACUCCUGGUUUGAAUCCUGGAUAGACUCCACAUCUAUUCCCACAGUUUGAUCAACGCCUUCCACUGCCAGUCCGAGAUUUCCAGUCGACUUGGCCAUCUGGUUCACCUUAUCAUGUAGUUCUUCCAGUAGAAUAUUUGUUUCUUUGAGCAGGCAAACCACAGCUUCUGAAAACAUUGUUGCACUCUCCCACGGUUCUUUGUAACAACUGUCAAGUCCUUGGCAUUUAGUUACAGUUUCUAAAGCUCCCCCUAAGGGGAAGACUUAUAUUUGUUUCUGAUACAUUUCCAUGUUACUUAAAAUCCUUUAUCCUUAUAUAUUCGUUUAAAGUGCGAAAGGGAACAAUAGAGUCACAAAAAUUCUCUUCUUUUAACCAUCUGACACACACAGAUACCUUGAUUUGUUCACGUCAGUCCUGACUUCCCCGCUCCAGGAUCAGGACGAAAAUAACUUCCUUUUACUGCUUCAAAUAGUCCAAAAAAAUAUUCCCAAUUUAAAAUGUUGGAUUCCACUCUUUUGAGAGCAAUUUUCAAAGCUCUAGUACAAUUUGACUUUGCUUUGUUAUAUUUACAAAAGAACGGAAGGGUGACUUCCUGUUUAGCCCUUACCGCUCCGUACCAAAUUCAAUCAAUUUUUCUUUCUUUUUUUUAUAGUCCAAUUCUGCCCUUUUCACUAAUCUUCCUUUAGUAUCCCAAUUUGUCCAAAUUCUGGGUACUCACGGAUAUUUGUUUUAAAGUCCGAAUUGUCCAGGAAAAAAGGCAGCGCUCUCCGGCAACAGCUACGCGGCUUCACUCCACAAAGAAGCAGACGACUCGCAGCACAGCGCCUUCACUUCCCCGCUCUGUUCCGGAGCCCGUUGCCGGGUUCCUUUGCAGACCGGGGGCGCAAACACACACCAAACAUUUUAAAACACCGGCUUCUCCCAAGGAGUUCUGGGAGCUGCUGUUCGUUGAAGGUGCUGAGAGUUGCUAGGAGAACCCUGUUCUCCUCAGAGAAAUGCAAUCCCCAGAGCGGUUUAACAAUCAAGAAUUGGAGCUUUUAGUUGGAGUCCACCCUGUGGCUUUCCAGAUCUUGUUGAACUACAAGUCAUCCCUGACCAUGGACUGAGCUGGCUGGGGCUGACGGGAAUUGAAGUCCAACAUAAACUUCCAUAUGGGCACAUAAUGUUCGAUGGCAGCCAUUUGCUUGCUUCUAAAUAGUGCAUCUGAUUUCCAUGGCAUCCUCACCACAGGUAGAAAUGCAGCCUUUGGUCCUUACUUGUGCUGACAGUUUGUUCUCUCAGAACCCCUUGGGGACAAAGUAUAACAAAUCUCCAGCACAGAGUAUUAUUACUUUUUUCAAAAAAAAGUUUCACCCACACAUAUUUCCUGUAUGCCAUAUGGUGGCGGGUGGGGGAGCAGGGAAGUGAUACAUGCUCUGGAGUGAGCAAAAGUAAAAUAUAACCGGGCUCUUCUAUCACACCAGGAUGAUUUGCUCACUCAUGUUGCACGGCUGUCUGUCACGACUUGACAACUUAAUUUAACUGUGCAUACACCUUACCCUCCUGAUUUGCAAGCGUUUUGUCAUCGGUAGAUUAAGGGCUGCUUAUCUGAAAAAGAAGAGGAGCUCCAGGGCUUGUUUAUAAUCCAGCCGAGUGCACUAACCAAUUCACAGGUUCAGUUAAUUAACUCAUUAAUUACAGACUAAUGCAAUUAAUAUACACAUGCACAGAAUAUUAUUUGCAGCCGCAAUGUAUAGCUCCUCAUCAGAGGUGAGAGAGGUCGGUUUGCCGGCUUGCUUUUCUUUUUUUGCAGGCAGCUGGUGCUAUUUGAUGGUAUCCUGCUUCUAAGGUGAGAUAAUUAAAAAGCAAACUAGUUUAUCAUACACGAGGAAGGGUCGUAGCUCAGAGUUGGAACGUCUGCUAUGCAUGCAGAUAUUCAAUCCCUGGCUUCUCCAGGCAAGGCUGGGAAUGUCCCCUGCCUAAAAUCCUGGAGAGACCCUGCCAGUCAGUGUAGACAAGUACUGAGCUCCAUGGAUCAGUGGCCUGACUCAGUAAAUGGCAACUUCCUAUGUUCCUAUUGGACUCACUGGGUUGCUGGGUUCAAGGAGUUGAUUUUCAAAAUUAUGUCCUUUCCUCUGGAAAGACGCUUGCCCACAUUGGAUGAAAGCGACACUUAAAAAAGGAGAAACCCUCACUCCCCUCCUUCAUUGUGCUGAUACUUGCAUAAUUCCCUUCCGUGAUACGGACUGCAGCAGAUUAAUCUCGCACCAGCACCUCCUUGGGCAUAUUACCUACCUAAAAACUGGAUUAAUCUGCAUCCUCUCCCCGGGGGAAAUGCAGUUCUGUGAGGAAGUUAUGAACGUUUAACAAAGAACUCUCAGCACUCUCAUCAAACCACAGUUCCUUGAAUUCUUCACAGAAGCUGGGAAAAUCCCAUUCCUUUAAAACUAAGUGCUCAUCCGCACAGGAGUUUAACAUGGAUUAGAAGCUGCUUUAUCUCAAGGUUUGUUGUUGUUGCAUCCACAUUAUGUCCUCAUCUAAGCAGAAGUCUGCACUCCCUCCUCUCUGCUUAAAUUUUAAUUUUCCCAAUCUGCAGAUAAGCCUCUGUCUGCCUGGACAUUAUUUGCCCUCGCAGUGUGUUCCUUAGUGGGCUGCUGGCUCUAUAUUUUGCGGAGCUGGGUGAAGUACACAUUUUUGUUUUAAAUGGUUUUGUGUCUAAUAUAAGUUUGGAGUGCAUUUCUCUAUGUGUGUGUGUUGUGAGCUGCAGAGCUUUGUACUGAUUCAUCGCAAUAUCUGCAGAUCUUACAGUGACUCCUUGCCAAUAUGCCAUGACGCUCCACAUGCAGAGCCAGAUUAAUACAUGUGCGGCAAAUGGUGUAUGAGCAUACCGGAGUCAAAUUCGACAGUGGAUGAGCCACGGAGUCUUGGCAUGGGGUAAAGUGCCUGCAGGCUGUUCUACCAUUUUUAAAUUGGUUGUUGUUAUGUACUGAAGUUCUCACCCUGGGCCAGCAGGGGGAUACUGUAGAUAGUUUUCACUCAGGUCCACAUAUGCAAAUAAGGGAUUGAAAGUGACGUUCAGUGAUUGGAUAGUUACAGAAAGUGUUACAGUUGUGUUGUAGUGGAGCUCUGUAUAAGCAGGCUGGCUGAACCCUUCAGUUCAGUUCUGUUCUGGCCUGUGAAUAAACAAGAGCUGUUUGAAGAAUCGCUGUGUCGUCUGAUAUGUUCACCCACAACUUAACAGUUGUCCUCUCUCUCUUCCAGCUUAGUGUUUCUGUGUGCAUUGGAUUUCUUGCUGCUUGGACCCCCUACGCUAUUGUUGCCAUGUGGUCAGCAUUCGGCGACGCCAGCCAGGUGCCCGUCCUGGCCUUUGCCCUCUCUGCUGUGUUUGCCAAGUCUUCGGCAACCUACAACCCUCUGGUUUAUCUGUUCUUCAAGCCCAACUUCCAGAAGUUCCUUUCCAAGGACCUCUCCCUGUUGCAAGCUGUCUGCACCGUCUUCUGCUGCAGCCGGCCAAGGGUUAUCACCCUCCAGUCCUUCCACACCCGAGAUGGCCGGGCUUCCAUGAAGUUCUCCACCGCUUUUACCGACCACCGUGGAUCCUGCAGGAACUGCACAGACACUUUUGAAUGUUUCAGUAACUAUCCCCGGUGCUACAGGCUCUCUCCGAAGUCGGACACGACCGCCAAGGCCAAGCCGCUGGCGAUCCUGGCAGACGGAACGACUUGCCGGCCAAGUCUGAAGAGAACCGUGCAGGUCAUGGUGCUCGUGACGAGGAAGAAGACCGGGAUGGGGACUAGGAGUGUGGCUGGGGAUGUUCUGCCUUCAAAUAUUGUCAGAGAUCUUAUGUGA
Molecule: messenger RNA, 6003 nt
Organism: Podarcis lilfordi (Lilford's wall lizard)
Lineage: Eukaryota; Metazoa; Chordata; Lepidosauria; Squamata; Lacertidae
Source: the annotation of a GenBank genome assembly